This is a messenger RNA of Echinostoma caproni, 594 nucleotides long. The record is from the annotation of a GenBank genome assembly. Lineage: Eukaryota; Metazoa; Platyhelminthes; Trematoda; Plagiorchiida; Echinostomatidae.
AUGGUUGAGCGUUUCCAUCGAAAAUCGAAAAGUGUUCUGGCAGCGCAGGCAAACCCAGACUGGAAGGAGUCUCUAUAUGUAGUCCUCUUAGGUUGCAAAUUUGCCCUCAAAGCUGAUCUUCAGUCCACACAGGCAGAGUUGACUUUCGGUCGCUCUUUGCGCCUUCCAGGGGAAAUGGUGGCAUUGAUUCCACCAACUGACUUGAUUCACGGUGACUAUGCAUCCCGUUUAGUACAUCGUAUGCGCCAGUUGAAUAUUGAACCACCUCGCCAGCAAACACCACUAGCCUACCUUUCCCCUAGAUUAUCCGAAAGCUCGCAUGUUUUCCUCGGGUCCGAGGUUUGCGCACCACCGCAACUUCAAUACAGCAGCUCACAUAAGAUACUGCGACGCUUAGACAAAGCCUACGUGACAGAGCGCAACGGUAAACGUGAGGCCUUCCGCAUCAACCGGCUAAAACCGGCGCACAUGGAGAAAACCGUCAGUCCCGCCUAUAGUUCCUCGCCCAAUCUGAAACCCGCAACUCCCGUUCCAACAAGCGCUGCUCACUACAACCCGGAAGAACCCCGCAACACGCUUUCAGCAGGCACCUGA